AUGAUCUGCAGCUUUUCCUGCAGUGCAAUAGGGCAGACGGCCUCUCCCUGUUUGACCUCACUUCUGGUGCCUCCCCUGCCCCUGCUGCUGAUGCUACCGACCACUGAGCGUGCACACUUUAGCCAGUACAAGAGGGCUCAGACCUUGUACGACGCUGUAGUUGCACGCUACUCUUCCCCUGCCGCUGCUGCACUGAGCCGCCUCAUGCUACCGUACCUCUUCCCUGACCUUGCUGCCUUUCCCACAGUCGCUGACCUCAUUACGCACCUCCGCACUAGUGACACUCGCUACCGCGCUGCGCUUCCUGCUGAGUUCUGCGCCAAGAACCCCCCCCCCCAUGGGUGUUCUCCCUCCCCCCUCUUGCCCUCUGUUGCCUCUGCUGCUGCGGCCGACCUCGUUGGUUUCGAGUUGGUCGGCGCUGCGUCUGCCCCGAGCGGGAGACGCCGCACCGGCAAGGGCAAGGGGGGCAAGGGCAGUGGAGGGGGUGGAGGGGGCGGUGGAGGUGGUGGUGGAGGCGGUGGAGGGAGUGGGGAUGGUGGUGGGAGUGGUGCUGGGGGUGGCGGCGGCGGUGGCAGCAGUGGAGGCGGCGGAGGCGGUGGAGGUGGCGGAGGGAGCGGAGGUGGCGGAGGUAGUGGAGGAGGCGGAGGUGGAGGAGGCGGCGGAGGCGGCGGAGGCGGCGGCGGCGGCGGAGGCGGCGGCGGCGGCGGAGGCGGCGGUGGUGGAGCGAGUCGCGACUCUGCCUCGAGGAGUGGCGCCGGUGGUGGUCAGCGCCAGCAGCAGCAGCGGAGUGGUGUGACCCUGUCCCCUCAGCAGCUUCGUUGGUGGUACACUUCACGCCAUCGUGGUGGGGGUUUUGGUCCAUGCUCUUACGUUCUCCGUACCGGCGACCGCAUUGGUGAGCAGUGCGGGGGUCCGCACUCCACCCAGCGCUGCUUUGGUCGCCUGAUGGACGCGUGGCGUCGCCAGUUCCCUGAGGCGUCAGAGAUCCCUCGCUGGGGAAAUCUGGCUAAGGCCGGGGUUGCUAUCUUUGAUCUUGACUUUGAUGCUAUUCUUGCUGCCAUGUAUGCUGUUGCUGAUAGUGUUGAGGGUGCCUGUUACCUGUGUGUACCGCCUGACCCGGGCAUUGAGGCUGCUACGCUAGGUGCUGGUGAGACUGCUGCUCUAGGUGCUAGUGCGUCUGCUGCCCCAGGUGCCAGUGCGUCUGCCGCCCCAGGUGCUGGUGAGUCUUCUCUCUCAGGUACUACGUCGGCUCAGGCCUUCCACAUCUUCACCCUGGACUCGGGUGCGUCCCGCUCCUUCUUUCGAGACCGCACCACUCUUACACCGCUUAAUCGGCCGAUUGCAGUCUCCCUAGCAGACCCCUCUGGGGGUCCUGUCCUUGCUAGCUUCUCCACUCUCUUUCCGUGCCCUGCAGCCCCCUCUGGCACCCUGUCUGGUCUCUACCUCCCCUCGUUCUCUACGAACUUGGUGAGUGGAGCAGACCUACAGGAUCGAGGGGUUGACCAGUUCACUCCUGCGAAUCAGCGAGUGACCCACUGCAGGUGUGCUCGGACAGGCCGACACUUGGCCACGUUCACCCGUCGGCCAGGGUCGAGCCUGUAA
Molecule: messenger RNA, 1602 nt
Organism: Closterium sp. NIES-65
Lineage: Eukaryota; Viridiplantae; Streptophyta; Zygnematophyceae; Desmidiales; Closteriaceae
Source: the annotation of a GenBank genome assembly